Molecule: messenger RNA, 2642 nt
Organism: Photinus pyralis (common eastern firefly)
Lineage: Eukaryota; Metazoa; Arthropoda; Insecta; Coleoptera; Lampyridae
Exons: 4
Coding region: 588-2642 (684 amino acids)
Source: RefSeq, a predicted model, not a curated record
CAAACUAUUUUUAUUCACUUUUAGGCCAGUUAAACGUUUCAAUUUGGUUGAUAGGGCCGGUGUGUGUAGCUUUGAUUGGAAAUUCAUUGAGGGUUUUCUCGUUUACAAGCGAAUUUUGCUCAAAUUUAUGGUGGCAGCACAGCUUCGCCAUUUUGAUGUAGUCGUUUAGGCGUAUACGUUCAGCGUGUUCAAAUCGCAUUCAUUUAGUUAAGUUGAAUAUUUUAGUAGAUAUUUUGGGUUGUUAAAAGGGCGUAGUUUUUUUUCGCAAAAUUUUAGACUCAUCCACUAUCUUAUCAGUGCGAAUUGUAAUACGGACCUUGAUGGAAAUAAUGUGCAGUGGAAGCUUUAACCUACUUAAGUUUAAGACAAAUUUAUAAAAUUUCGUUAAUUCCCGUGUAUAUAGAAGAAAAAUUUUUUCGGAGGAGAUGUGGCUAUAAACAUCUGGAGCUCACUGGAAGGAAAUCUCGGCAGACCGAUGUGGUAGGCGGGGUGAGGGGGGUGCACCCCCCUUUAGACCUGGCGCCGCCACCACGGGUCACCACGGCGACCGACACAGAUGUCCUGACAGCGGGCCCAGGGCCUCCAGAAUGCCUGCGGACGAAGACUAUGGACGAAGACAUAGUAUACUUCAACAUUCCGCUUCUCCGGCUCCUGCUGUAUCUGGUGAUCGCUUCCAAACUGCUCCAACUGCAGAGCGUUUUCAACAGGAGCGGCCUGCAAUCCAAAAUGAGCAAGCGGUGCAGUCAGUUGAUAGGCUGGAGCCUCCGGAACGUUUUCAGUCUGUUGCGGAGCGUUUCACAAACGAAAGGAGUAGUUCGGAUAGGCUGCCGUCGGGCGAACGAUAUCAAGGUGUAUCUGAACGUUAUCCACUUGGUGAAUGCAUGCAAACCACCGUUUCGACCGAACGCAUUACGCAACCGGCGAAUCAUUGUCAUGCCGUCGCGGAACGUUCUAACUUUCAACCCGAUAGGUACCAACAGACGGAUAGGAACCAGAAAUAUCCAGAUAGAUUUACACCAAUUCAAAAUAUUGGAUCUUUGGAUCGUUAUCACAAUCACGGCGCACAUACUGAUAGGUAUUCUAGAACUAAUACACCGACAGACCGGUACCACACUUUAUAUACUGAUAAGGAAAGAUGCAGUAGUAGCGCGGAUAGGUACACUCCGGUUGAAAAAUAUGCAAGUAACGACUCGUAUAGCACCACAGAUAGGCAUUCGUCCCAAAAUAUUAACACCUUGGGCAGACAUACGCCUACCGAUCGUCAUAGAAGGGUUCAAAACGAACGAGAUCAGUAUUUUUCUAACUCAGUUGCUCAAAACGUUACAUCUGAAGCGUACAAGCGAAGAGAACGGUCGAGAUCAUCUGAACGAAAAUCUUCCGAAACCUUCCAAGCGCACACCGAAAACUUUAGGUACGGUCACGACGCAACCGAAAGAUACUCGUCAGAGAGAUUCCCUCCCAUCCCUUGCCCAGAACGCUUCGCCACCCAGGAGAGAACAGAACGACCAGAACGCAUCACUUUCACCCAAGUACCUUACAUGGCCCCUCCCUCUCCGGCUCCAGCCAGCGACAGAUUUAUUCCUCCUCCUCCUCUGUCUCCGACGAAUACACCUAGCCCCGACUGUUACGCUUCAAACACAUUUCCUUCGCCCACAAAUCCCGUACCCGCACCUGAACGCUUCGUGCCACCUCCUCCACUAUCACCCUCUCCAACCGAAACCUUCUCACCAAAGAAGCAGCGCUACGCCGAAAGAUUCGCGAACUCAUCAGGCACAACGGAUAGGUACUCCCAAUACCAACAGGAUAGGUACAAGGAAAGGAACCAGUACUACAGUACGAACGAACGGUAUCCGGCCCCCCACCAAACGCUACACGCGCACAAUGAUCGCUUUGUAAAUAUCCAAGAUAGAUUCAAUGCCGGCGAACGCACCGCCGCCCCUCCAAACCCCCACACGCCCGUCGAAAGAUACACCCCGCAACAGCAGGAACCCUACUACCCGUACGAUAGAUACCCAAAGUACAACGCGUCGAACGUCGUCAACUCGAGCGACCCGUACAUGCGUCGCGAUUUGGCUUACCAACAGCAAUUCCGAGUUGCCAUACCCUUUCAGCAGAAUCCCUACCAGCGGAUCCGUUACAUGGGAACGCCGAGCCGGACGAAAUGCUGCCAGUACCAGGAUUGCUAUCAGUUGUGCAAGUCUAGCCCUUGCUCCAGUUCGAGUAGCUCCGUUACCAGCCAGGGCAAGGAGAUGCAAAAGGAGUUAAUUAGUAACAGUAGUAGUAAUAUACAGGAUGUACAGUGCCAAAAUCUUAACGGAUACCAACAAGAGAAAGCUAUACAGUGCAAUAAUUUUCCGAACAAGGACGUACAGUGUGCCGGAUAUCUUAUAACGACGCGCGCGGAUAAGAAGGACGCCUCGUGUACUGGAUACGUAUCGCCGAAUUUACGAACGGGUAAAAUACAGUGCCGACAUGGUGUGUGUUCGAGUCCGAGCGUCGAGUACGUUGGACAGUCGGGCGGUAGACAUGUUUGCGCGACGCCUCCGCCGAGGGGUAGUAUCGGAUCGGUUGACGGAUCUGUGUGUAGUGAUCAGUGUUGCGUCAGAAGAUCACAAAAUACUCUGGCCGUUACCGUUUGGUAA